Dermochelys coriacea (leatherback sea turtle) is the source of this 2483-nucleotide messenger RNA. It is a transcript of the gene BID, whose product is annotated as BH3 interacting domain death agonist. The coding region runs from base 662 to 1228 and encodes 188 amino acids. The record is from RefSeq and is a predicted model, not a curated record. NCBI's taxonomy places the organism in Eukaryota, Metazoa, Chordata, Testudines, Dermochelyidae. Gene Ontology annotation, cellular component: cytoplasm; mitochondrion; cytosol. The transcript has 8 exons. Gene Ontology annotation, biological process: positive regulation of extrinsic apoptotic signaling pathway; apoptotic mitochondrial changes; positive regulation of release of cytochrome c from mitochondria.
GAGGGGAAACAGCUCUAUCCUUUUUAAUAUAGAAAGAUCAGAGGUGGCCAGCCUAUGGCUCCAGACCCACAUGCGGCUCUUUAGAAGCUAAUAUGCAGCUCCUUGCACAGACAACAACAAAGGAAACAAAUACGUCUGGCCUGGAAAGGACCCCUAGGUAGAGGAAGGUUACACUCCCUGUAUCUACAACAGGUUGGCUACGUGCACUUGGAGGUUGUAAGAAGAGGAAGAGACCACCAUGAAAAGACAGGAGACCCAAAUCAGGAGCUCAGGGUGGCAGUAGUUUUUGCUUUCACUUUCCAUUUAUAUGAAAGAGCAUGCCAGGAAGAGGAAAUAUUUUGCAGUGUAUACAUUUUGCAACAUGCUGCUGUCUCAUCCCCCACACGCAGCCUUAUUUAUUCACCCCACCCGUUCUGCUGGGCCCUUUUUCAGAAGGUGAGAGUCGAAGCCGAAAGAGAAGUGGAUCCUUUCCAAGUACUUUGAGUUCCGCAGUGGCUCAGGUUUUCCUGGAGUUGUGGCAUGGCUGUGCUAAGGAGCUUUUAUUAAACGUGAUCAGAGGCCUUUAGCAGGAUACAAACAGCUUGACUCUCGACAACACCAGGGAAAGGACUUGUGGGUUGAAAGCUAAGGUUAACACAGCUGCACUGUCCCAGCAGCCAGCAUGGAUCAGGGUCUGCGUGGCGAUGUACAGAUGGAGCGCAUCCUCGUGUAUUCCUUUCUGCAGAACUGUCACAACUGUGAUUUCAGAGAAGAGCUGGAUUCUCUGAGAAGCCAGGUGAUGGUUUCCCCACCAAAAAACUUCCUCUCUGAUGAGUUUGAUGAUGGGGAGCUUCAGACAGAUGGGAAUCGGAGUGGCCGGUUCUCGAAUGGUGAGCCAGAUUCUGUGGUUGAUGAGGACAUUUUCCGGCUCAUUGGAGCUCAGCUUGCUGAGAUUGGGGACCAAGUGGCUAGGGAGAUCCAACCGAGAGUAGUAAAUGAUCUAGUGCAGCAAUUUGUGAAUGAGAAUCUGUCCAAAGAGGAGAUAAUGAGACGUCUGUCUAAUACAGUGGAGGGGCUUGUGAGAACCAUACCUUUGGAAAUGGAGCAGGAGAAAGCCAUGUUGGUGCUAGCAAUGGUUUUAGCCAGAACAGUAGCAAACAAAAUGCCAUCCCUUCUACACCGUGUCUUUAACACCACUGUGAAUUACAUCAACCAGAACCUCCACAAUUACGUUGUUAACCUGGGAUAACAAAGUUGAAUGAGAGCGGAGCCAGUCCCGUUGACGUCUGUGGAGAAGAUUGCUUCUUGAGUAUUUACUUUAAAUGUUAAAACUUUUGCUUUUUUUCCCCUUGUUUAAAUUCUUUUGCAAUGCCGCUAUGAAGGGGGAAGCACAACCCCUUAGUUAUUUUUUUAGGUUGUUCAACACAGGAGAAACGUUCAAGCUGUGCGAUUGUUCGGCAGAGACAUGUAGGACUAUUGCUUGCCUGUUACAUUCAAUAUUUUGUAAAAGAAAGUGACAUACAGGUCUUCACCAGCACCAAGACUUAGGAAAAAGUGCCAGUUAGCACUGAGCCUGCAGCCUGUCUUCCCUGCAGGGUUAACCCAGGUGUGAGCAGCCACACAGCACACCUGUACUUCAAAGCUGUGCUCUCAUGUCUAUGGUGCUAGGUCUGCUAGAGGCAAGGCCUAUUGUUCUUUUGUGCUGCAGUAAGCUGAGCCCUUCUAGUCUUUCUGAGUACAGUCCUCUGAUGCUGUCCCAAUCAACUGCAAGGGAUUUAGACUCACUACAAAAUGGGUGAGUUACCAAUCCAAGUAACCUAACCUCUGCUUUUAACGUCUCUACACUAGCAUAGCUUUUCCAGGAUAGUAUGCAUAGUAGUGUAGCCUCUUCUCACAAGGACAAGAAUUUCUCCCCUCCAUGCACCCCCCCCCCGCCAGCAUGAUAGGUAAUCCACCUCUCUGAGCAGCAGUAGCUAAAUCAAUGGAUUUCACCCCCUAUGCUGUGUGCUAGCCUGGGUUGAGACAACCACCUAACACUUAGUGGUGUGCCUUUAGUGAAGACAUACCUUUAGAAAUACAGGCUGAUUCUUGAGUAAACUAUAUGCUCAGGGUUUUUUCCCUAGGCACAUCAAUUGUGGGGGGACAGGGUCUUUUGAGCCUCUGGAGAGUGUCUGAUUUAGAUGAUCAAAGUUAUAGAAAAGCAACAAUUGAGUGAUAUCAGGUCAGAUAAUUCAGCUGGUCUUACUUGAGCAUAGCACACACUAGCUUUAAUUUCCACUCAAUAGGUCCCUCCAUGUAGUCAAUGACUAAGGCUGGCACUCUUAACUCAUGCCUAGAGCCUCUGCUGGUGGGCCUACUAGGAAUGCAGUCUCAACUUGACAGUUUAUGUAAACUGAACUCUGAGUUGCUGUUUCUUAUAUUACCUGUAAAUAUUUUAUACUUAAUAAAAUUGUCAGUGCAGCUGUUAUCCAUUUUCAAACUGGGUGUGCAAGGAAGUACUUAAA